Molecule: messenger RNA, 1379 nt
Organism: Ruditapes philippinarum (Manila clam)
Lineage: Eukaryota; Metazoa; Mollusca; Bivalvia; Venerida; Veneridae
Product: inter-alpha-trypsin inhibitor heavy chain H4-like
Exons: 10
Coding region: 147-1364 (405 amino acids)
Source: RefSeq, a predicted model, not a curated record
GCAGGUAAUCCGGUAACCUUGGCAGUUCACUAUCAUAUUUUGAUGUACAUUUGUUUAUAUUCUCGCUUGGGAAUUUAAAUGAAGAACAACGUGAUAUAAAAUACGUUUGGAAUAUUUACUUGUAGGAAACAAAUGCAUUUAUCAGUAUGAUGUCGGUCAAGUGUUCAAUUCUUUUUCUGACGAUUCUAGUACUUGUUGUCCCAGCAAAGUUUCAGUCUCCAAGUAUCUACUCCCUUCAUGUUAGAACGGAUGUUCAGUACCGCUUUGCUACUACACUGGUCACCAGCCGAGUGGCCAACCCGGCUAACUACACACAGGAGACUGUUUUCAAUGUCUUCCUACCAGAGGAGGCCUUUAUUUCAAACUUUACUCUUGAGAUAGAUGGUGAGAUAUAUCCCGGUAUAGUAAAGGACAAAGGUGAAGCAAAGAAAGAUUAUGAGAGAGCAAAGAAAAGAGGACAGACAGCCGGACUUGUCAGUCAAAAGCCACGAGAAUCGAGGAAGUUCAAUGUCAAAAUAGCAGUGGCUGCGUUCAGUAAAUCUACGUUCAAUUUAACAUACCAGGAAUUUCUUAAACGUGUCAAAGGGGCGUAUGAACACAAGAUAUUUAUAAACCCUGGCUAUCCCGUUAAAGAUUUUAAGGUCACAGUAGCCAUUUUGGAAUCACGUGACAUUACAAAGCUCGUGGUUCCCCCAAUCAAAGCUCUGAAAUAUUUACUUACGGAAAACGAAGAGGUAAAGGAAAACGCGCUCGCGGUAAUAACAAGGCCUACCAGUAGAAGUGCAUACAUUCAAUAUUCACCAACGUUAGACGAUCAAGGCACGAACGGUGUGUCUGGACAGUUUAUUGUACAAUAUGAUAUAGAUAGGUCACUGGAUGGGGGAGAUAUUUUGGUCGUCAAUGGGUAUUUCGUGCAUUUUCUUGCCCCAGAAGUAAACACGGUUAUCCCGAAAGACGUCCUCUUUAUAUUGGAUGUCAGUGGUUCAAUGGGUGGACGGAAAAUCGAACAACUAAAGGAUGCAAUGUUUAUUGUACUAGAUGAGCUGAAGGAGGGAGACCGAUUUAACAUAAUAACAUUUUGUCAUGAUGUUAAAACGUACAAGCCGGGCAUGAUAGAUGUAACUCAGAGGGAGGUUCUUGAUGCAAAAACGUUUACUAAAAGAAUUACUGUCAAUGGCUUUACAGACAUUAAUAAAGCUGUAAUGAAAGGUCUGAAGCUACUCCAUAACUCACGGCAAGAAGACGAACGGUCCCCAGUUAUAGUGUUUCUUACAGACGGGCAACCAACAGGCGGCGAAACAAAUCCUAAUUCAAUAUUGAGAAACAUCGAUGUUGGCAAUGAAGGUAUGUAUAUUUUCAAAUGAUUGUAGCCCUUGAUC